AAGUACAAUUGCAAUUAGAUACAAUGGCUGAUCAAGAAGUUUUAGUUUUAAGAGGUACCUUAGAAGGUCACAACGGUUGGGUUACUUCCCUUGCCACCACCGCUGCUCACCCAGACUUAUUAUUGUCUGGUUCUAGAGACAAGACUUUAAUCAGAUGGAAGUUGACUGGUGGUGAAGACAACCAAUACGGUGUCCCAAAGAAGUCUUUCAAGGGUCACUCCCACAUUGUCCAAGAUGUUACCAUUUCUGCUGACGGUGCUUACGCUUUGUCUGCUUCUUGGGACAGAACCUUGAGAUUAUGGGACUUGGAAACUGGUGAAACCACCGAAAGAUUCGUUGGUCACACUGGUGAUGUCUUAUCCGUCUCUAUCUCCAAGAACUUGAGACAAAUUGUUUCUGCUUCCAGAGAUAAGACCGUUAAGGUUUGGAACACCAUUGGUGAAUGUAUGGCCACUUUAACCGGUCACAAGGACUGGGUUUCCGCUGUUAGAAUUUCUCCAGCUGACAACUCUUCCACUGUUAUCUCUGCUUCUUGGGAUAAGACUGUUAAGUCCUGGGACUUAACUGACUACUCUGUCAACGCUGACUUCAUUGGUCACACCGGUUACAUUUCCUGUAUCACCUUAUCCCCAGAUGGAUCAUUAUGUGCUUCCGCUGGUAAGGACGGUUCCAUCAACUUGUGGGACUUGAACUCAAACAGAACCCUUUACACCUUGGACGCCAAGGCUGAAGUUCACGCUUUAGCUUUCUCUCCAAACAGAUACUGGUUAGCUGCUGCCACCAACACUGGUAUCAAGAUCUUCAAGUUGCAAGAACGUGAAUUAUUGGAUGAAUUGAAGCCAGAAUUCGCCAUUGGUGCCAACGCCAAGGACCCAGAAGCUAUCUCCUUAGCUUGGUCUGCUGACGGUCAAAACUUGUUCGCUGGUUACACUGAUAACGUUAUCAGAGUCUGGCAAGUUAUGACCCCAUCUGCUUAAAUGUAUAAUUAAUUUAAACAAUUUUCUUUUCUUAUAUAUUUUAAUGGUGGAUCAAAUACAUAUAAUACAGUAAAAACUACAACUUAUUCAAACAAAUAAACUUUACCACUGGCACUGCCUCCAACAACCCAAUUUUGACUUGGAUGGAAGGUUGACACAGCGGGAACUGCUCCGACACUUUCAUUCAAUCUAGCCAACAUUUGCCCUUGUUGGUCGUAAAUGUCUAAACCUCGGUUCAUAUUGGCAAUCACGAAUUUUUGAAUUCCAUCAGCUGGAGUAGGUUGCCAUCUGGAUUUAAGAAUAGAUACCCAACGACCAGUUUGACAAUUGUGCCUAAUCUUGGUGAAUGGUGUGAGAUUUUCAGGUAUAGCAGCCUCUUCUUCAUCUUUUUUCACUUUGUAUGAAGGAGUGAAAUCGUCUUUCCAUUCAGUAAUCACAGGUAGGUUCUUGUUCCCAUUGUAAUCAAAAAGACAAAUAUUAUCGUCGUAACCAUUGCACACCAAAUGAUUAUCGCUGUUCCAAUCAACACAAGAGACACUCAAUCUACUUCCAUAACUUCCAUAAGCAUGAGGGGAAUUCUGUUGAUCAAAUUCCGACCAAGUUGAUUUGCCAAUGUUUCUUAAAUCCCAAAUUCGUAAAGUUCUAUCGAGGGAAGCAGUAGCGAUUUGGUAGGAGGCAUUGGGGUUUAUGGCAAAACCUCCGAUUUUCUUGUCGUGAAGACGUAACAAUCCCUUCUUGCUGGUUGAUUUGAAUGGUGUACGGGUGUCAUGUUUGUAGAAAUGUCCUUCAAGGGUAGUCAUGUAUAAAAUGUGGGGAUCGUCUAUGCAAUGAUUUAUAUCGGAAACUCCCAAGGGAUAGUCGGCUUUUUCAUAUGGAUCAUUCAAGUAGGCAACUUCAUUAGUUGAAAGUUUGUGUAAAUCCAAUUCUCGCACACUUCCAUCAUAGGAAGCGGAGUAUAUCUUGGAAGGAGAAUGGGCAGGAGUGAGAAUCUUGGAAAUGUUUCUUCCAUGAGGAUGAAGGAUGGUUAUUGCAGGUAUGGGAUUGGUGUCAUCAACACACCAAAUACCAACAUUACCAAAGGUAUCACCACCAAGAAUUAGCCUGUCCUUGGUAGCUGGAUGGAAAUGCAUUGCGGUGAUUCUUCCAUGAGACAUCUUGAUAUCCAACGGGUCAUGUUUCUUAUAGAUGUGCAAUUUGUCAAACUUUUUCCGUUUUUCUUCAAGCGAUUUAUCCGAUUCGUUCGACCUAAUGAAUUCAUAGAAAUCUCCAGCCGAGAACUUAUCACC
This is a messenger RNA of Spathaspora passalidarum NRRL Y-27907, 2263 nucleotides long. It is a transcript of the gene ASC1, whose product is annotated as 40S ribosomal protein RACK1. NCBI's taxonomy places the organism in Eukaryota, Fungi, Ascomycota, Pichiomycetes, Serinales, Debaryomycetaceae. Gene Ontology annotation, molecular function: translation regulator activity; ribosome binding; protein kinase C binding. The record is from RefSeq and is a predicted model, not a curated record. The coding region runs from base 24 to 977 and encodes 317 amino acids. Gene Ontology annotation, cellular component: nucleus; cytosol. Gene Ontology annotation, biological process: positive regulation of protein phosphorylation; rescue of stalled cytosolic ribosome. The transcript is spliced from 2 exons.